This is a messenger RNA of Puccinia triticina, 657 nucleotides long. RefSeq lists its product as uncharacterized. Bases 1 to 657 code for a protein of 218 amino acids. The transcript has a single exon. NCBI's taxonomy places the organism in Eukaryota, Fungi, Basidiomycota, Pucciniomycetes, Pucciniales, Pucciniaceae. The record is from RefSeq and is a predicted model, not a curated record.
AUGUCGGUAUUCAACCAAGAACUCAGCAACCAAGAGUGCGAGCUUUCGAGCUCGUCCAAUGCCAUCGCUCAAGAGAUGGAUGAAGCUCCCCAGGACGAGACUAUGAGCCACAACAGGAAUCGUUGGAGUAGCAGUGACGCAUCCGGCUCAAGCUCAAUCGCCACCUUUUUUGAGAUCGUCAACCCGCCAUCUCAAUUGGUUUCUAGUCCAUACCCAAACACCGAACGCUUCCAAUCAAACGUUGUCGUGGUGAUUGAAGACAGCUACUCAACAGCAUUCGAAUUUGAAAAAUUACUCCCCUUUGAGGACUACGAGUGCCAGGACGAUUUGUCGGCGUUGUCCCGAAGGUCGUCUCUCCAAAACGAGGCGGAGGAUCUGGACGAUGGAACCGAUCGGCUGGACGGAAGGCUUCUGCCAGAUUUCUUUACCUACACGAGCGAAGAGCGUGAAUUGAUCAGACGGAAUCUGCCUAUCCUUCGAACCCAACUCGAGAAGACCGAGGAGAGCAGCCCCGCCCGGCCUGGUUCAGUUCUUCCCAGGGAAAACAAAAACUACCACCUUCCAACCAAGUCAUCUGACUUUCAUCAAAAUACGGCCCAGGAUCAUCUUAUCACAAGCGUCAAUGACUCGGACAUCUUCGGCGACUUCAUUUUCUGA